Ctenopharyngodon idella (grass carp) is the source of this 4125-nucleotide messenger RNA. RefSeq names its product septin 4a (gene septin4a). Bases 2019 to 3365 code for a protein of 448 amino acids. The record is from RefSeq and is a predicted model, not a curated record. NCBI's taxonomy places the organism in Eukaryota, Metazoa, Chordata, Actinopteri, Cypriniformes, Xenocyprididae. Gene Ontology annotation, molecular function: GTPase activity; molecular adaptor activity; GTP binding. The transcript has 12 exons. Gene Ontology annotation, biological process: regulation of exocytosis; cytoskeleton-dependent cytokinesis. Gene Ontology annotation, cellular component: septin complex; microtubule cytoskeleton; septin ring.
ACUACAAGAUGGAAGAGAGAUCUUUAAUUUAAAAAAAAAUGCUGUGGGAGAAGGAGUUUUGACUAAAUUAUAUCAUAGAGAAUGACUGUUUUUAUUUUAAUAAAACUUUUUUAUUAUUAUUUAAUCAGUAAUUCUCCUGCUAAUGUAAUUUACCAGCCAAUACAUUAAUUUUAAAAUUAAUAUUGUACAUUUUUUAACACAGAAUAAAAACAGAGCAAUUACUCUGUCAAAUAUUUGAGCUCUUUAAAUUGCUUUGAGGUGUGUGAAAAUUGAUGAAUAUCUGAGGUUAAUGAAUUGAUCUGCGGUAAGGCAAAAUAGCCAAAAAAAAAAAAAAAACUCAAUUUCUAACCAAUGUAACAAAAAUAUAAUCUGCAUCUUUUUACUGCUUUUAACUUUAAAUUAUCAUGAGUCAAAAAACAACUAUCAGUGGAAAGCAAAUGUAUUGCCUUGUAUUUUAUUAUUUCGCUCUAAAUUAACCUACACAGUAUAUGGUAGACUAAUUCAUACAUAUUUUAUAGUAAAAUUAAAUUGUCAUGUUAUUAAAUGUAACAUGUUUCCCUUGCAGCUAAUCGAGUUUACUGUAGGCUACAUUCUUUUUUAUAGCCUAUAUUAAAUAGUUUUUACAGUAGGCUAUAGUCUUUAACAGAACCUAGUUUGACAAUUUGAAAUAAAAAAUGAUACUCAAUCAACCAGAAAGAUUAUUCCCUUUAAACUGCGGUACAUUUACUAUUUUUGCAUUUGGCUACUGUAAGAAAACAUGUCUUUUCAUGGUUAUAGCAAUUAGUUCAGAAUACACAUUUAUUAUUUACUACUUAGUCCAGUUGUUUCAGUUUUUAAUUGGUAUUUAUAUUUUAAAAGCAUUAUAUUUAUUAUAUUAUACCGACAAGCAAACACUAUGACGCGAACCAACGCAUCUUCACUGGCGUCGGCACCUAGUCGACCAAUCAAGCGCGACGCAACUAAAACGCUCCCAGUAUACUGCAAGUGAACGCGACGCACAGCUCUCACUGAUAGCUUUAAACAGAUGGCUGUGCUGGUUUCUGUGUGCUGUACCUUUGCUUUUCUCUGAACAUUUGGUGUCAGGAAAGUUGCGUUAACUUAAUUGCGGAGAUUUUUCUGUACUAAUCUCCACAGAUAAACUCCACAGAUAAACUCCACAUUGAUUUACUUAGGUAAACAUCAACAGCACUGACAAGUGGAUGUAAACUCCUAGUAAAAUGGAGCACCUGUCGUCGACCACCAACCGGUUCGUAAAUGCGAUGUACAGACAACGCGGUAAGGGUUUUUUAUAAACACUAUAUAUUUUAUAAUUAUGGAUUUGCAAAUGUAGGUCAAAAACGCAUCUGACCGAUUUUACAUUAAUUUGGAAACUUUAAUAUGGUCUCUUUCUCUCUGUUUACACACUUUCAUUGACUCCAGAUCCUGAGGUAUGAAUGCAUAACAAUUCAACUACUCAUUUAUGAUAGAAAUGCAGUUAGAGCUGUAACAAAACAAUCAAACUGUGCUUGAAUUCACGACCCCCACUUCUCUUGAACCUUGCUGGAGGAGAUCAGAGCAUUAGUGAGGUAUUAAUGUGUCUGAACUAAUGAACAGUGACAGGCUGGAUGCAGCUCACGUUGUUUGCAUUAGAGACUGAGGCGCUUUCUGUGCUGAAGCUGUGUUAAUGUGUGACGUUCAAACCUGUUGAGCGUACACUGUAAAAGUACACUGAUUGUAAUUUUAACUGUAAAAGUACAGUUAAAACAUGUUAGUUGGUUAACAUUAAGUUUCCUUACUACAUACGGGGGAAAACGGUAAAAUAUAUCUAAUCUAACAUUUAAUUUCAUGUAAAUUUACAGUAAAAUUGGAGAAAAUUGGAGCUUGACAGCCCCAGUCCACAUUCACUUUUUUUUUUUUUUUCUAUGGAAUUAAAAAGCAUUCUUUUUUGUGUUUCAUGAAUAGGUUUAGAACAACAUGAAGACGUGAAGUUGUCUAGUUUAGCCAUAGAAGACUGUGAGGAUGCUGAACUGGCCUAUACCAUGAGAGACCUGCCCCCUAGAGCCGGUCACACUUUCCCUGGACAUGAGACGCCCAUGAUGGACAGGGAGCCCGAUGGCAGCACCCACCCUCACACCCCAGGGACACCCACUUUCACACGACCAGUGAGCAGAAGUUUCCUGGGUUCUGAGCCGGAGUUACCCCGCCGUGGCCAGCUCAGCUCCAUGAGCUCUCUGGAUUCUCCCCUGAGCCCCUCUCGCCCGAAAAGUCCUUGGGGCAGAUUUGACCCCUAUGACUCCGCUGAGGAUCAAGAUAAGGAGUAUGUUGGCUUUGCAACGCUGCCUAACCAAGUGCACAGGAAAUCUGUGAAAAAGGGGUUUGCCUUUACUCUUAUGGUGGCAGGGGAGUCAGGUUUAGGAAAAUCUACACUAGUCAACAGUCUCUUCCUCACCGACCUUUACAAAGACAGGAAAAUGCUGAAUGCCGAAGAGCGGAUCUCACAGACAGUGGAGAUCACAAAACACACUGUGGCUAUAGAGGAGAAAGGAGUUAAGCUGAGACUCACCAUCGUGGAUACGCCAGGCUUCAGUGAUGCUGUCAACAACACAGAGUGCUGGAGGGCAGUUGUGGACUACAUUGACCAGCAGUUUGAGCAAUACUUUCGUGACGAAAGCGGCCUCAACCGUAAGAACAUUCAGGACAACCGUGUGCACUGCUGCCUCUACUUCAUCUCUCCUUUUGGCCACGGUCUCAGACCGAUGGAUGUGGAGUUUAUGAAGACGCUACAUGAGAAGGUCAACAUAGUUCCUGUGCUUGCCAAAGCAGACAGUCUCACUCCAGCGGAAGUCAGAAAAAUUAAAAUGAAGAUUCGUGAGGAGAUCGAGAGAUUCGACAUCAACAUCUACCAGUUUCCUGAGUGUGAUUCAGAUGAGGAUGAGGAGUUCAAACUUCAGCACCAGGAACUGAAGAACAGCAUUCCUUUUGCUGUAAUUGGCAGUAACGUCCAAGUUGAAAGCCAAGGCAGGCGCUUCAGAGGCCGUCAGUACCCCUGGGGUGUCGUGGAAGUGGAAAACCCAGCACACUCUGACUUCCUAAAGCUGAGGAACAUGUUGGUGCGCACACAUAUGCAAGACCUGAAGGACAUGACGCGGGAAACGCAUUACGAGAAUUACCGCGCUCAGUGUAUCCAGAAUAUGACCCGCAUGGUGGUCAGGGAGAGAAAACGCAGUCUGUGUAACCGGCUGAGAGACAGCACCUCAGACCUUCCUGUGCCUUUGGUGCCUGUGGACAGAGACACUGAGCGCCUUAUUUGGGAGAAAGAUGAGGAGUUGCGGCGAAUGCAGGAAGUUCUGGAAAGGAUUCAGGAACAGAUGCAUCAUGGACAUUAAGAUAGACUUAUCCAUUAAUUUAAAUUUUAUGAUUGAAAUACAGUUAGAGCUGUCAAAGGUCUAAAAUGCAGGAAACUGCAGUGAAUAUAAUAUUAACUGUAAAAUGUAUGCGUGUCCUGUAAAUGUAGCUGUUUGAAGGAAUAUGUCCUAAAUUAGCCUUCAGAAUCAUCAGAAAAACUAUGGGAUGCAUCUAAAUAACUCAUUUAGCGGACAAAAAAAACUUUAUUUUGUAAUGUAAAUAUGAACAACUAUUGUAGUACACAAGAAAUAAGAACAGUAUAACUUGAUUUGUAAAUGUCAUAAGAUUUAUUAUGAAUCGUCAUUAUGUUUUUUUGUAGUAAUCUAGCAUAUUUUUAAUAAGAUUUAUUACUAUUUCAGUUAAACAUGGUGGACAAUUCGAUCUUAAUGCAGCCCAAAAUGUACAGGCGAUAUAUAACUUAAACUUUCUCCAUAGGGAAAAUGCACAGUUUUUCAUAUAUUUAUAUAUAAUAUCAAUGUAGAAUGAGGUCUAACGGUCCCGUCCACAUCAUACAGUAUGAAACAUGGUCCCAAAAAUGAAAUAAGGGGAGGGAUUAACAUUUAAACAAACAAACAAAAACUGCAAUCUACAUGCAAAACCAGGCAUCAGUAUAAUCCUAAAAUACAUACACAUAUAUGUGAAUGCGUGCAUAUACCUCACAUAUAUACAUACAUCCAUACACAUAUAUUAAAAAAAAUGAAAAACAAAAACACACUAAUAAAUUUCACAAAGGUUAGGCUA